AUGUCCGACUCCUCGAAAGUUUGCCUCGUGAUCGGUGGCACCGGUGGCCUCGGCCGCGGCAUCGCCCUCGACCUCGCCUCCACCGGUUGGAAGACUAUCGUUGCCGGCCGGAACCAAACCAAAGGCGACGAGAUAGUAAAAGAGAUCACCUCCUCCGGCGGCACCGCCACCUUCCUCCCCGUCGACAUCACUUCACCUUCCUCCAUCUCCGACCUCCACGAGAAAGCAGUCUCAACCUACGGCCGCCUCGACGCCGCGAUAAACAGCGCAGGCACCACAGGUGACGUCGUCAAGUUCGCCGACUCCAGUCCUGAAAACACCGCUGCGGUCUUGUCGAUAAACUUGCACGGCGUGAUUCUCAGUAUGCAGCAUCAGAUUCGGGCUAUGCAAUCCAAUCCUUCCGGGUCCGGCGGACGGAUCAUCAACAUGAGCUCCGUCUACGGCAGCCAUGGGGGCAUAUGGGCCAGCAUCUAUUCCGGGACGAAACAUGCUCUUGAGGGCAUCACGAAGAGUGUGGCGCUGGAGUACUCGAACCCCAAGGACAAUGUUCUGGUGAACUGUAUUGCGCCGGGUGUGAUUGUGACGGAGAUGACGGCGGUGAUUGCGGACCCGAGUGUCCUUCCGGAUGGAGAAUUGAAGGAGUAUUGUAUGGGGUUGCGGAAGCAGUAUGCGCAGGAGAGGUAUGGGGAGGUCUCGGAUAUAGCGAGAGGCGUGCGGUAUUUGCUUGAGAGUCCUUGGGUGACGGGGACGACGUUGCAGAUUGAGGGUGGAUUUGGUGCGCGAUAG
Molecule: messenger RNA, 786 nt
Organism: Saxophila tyrrhenica
Lineage: Eukaryota; Fungi; Ascomycota; Dothideomycetes; Mycosphaerellales; Extremaceae
Exons: 2
Coding region: 1-786 (261 amino acids)
Molecular function (GO): oxidoreductase activity
Source: RefSeq, a predicted model, not a curated record